Molecule: messenger RNA, 2453 nt
Organism: Argiope bruennichi
Lineage: Eukaryota; Metazoa; Arthropoda; Arachnida; Araneae; Araneidae
Product: glycoprotein-N-acetylgalactosamine 3-beta-galactosyltransferase 1-like
Exons: 2
Coding region: 173-1369 (398 amino acids)
Molecular function (GO): N-acetylgalactosaminide beta-1,3-galactosyltransferase activity
Source: RefSeq, a predicted model, not a curated record
UCCUUGCUUCCUAGCAACAGGACGCGUAAUGUGAAAAGUCAAGAAGUGUCAACAACCGAAAGGGAAGUAAUGGAAAAGUUUUCUAGAACAGAUGUUCUUUUCUCACAAAAUUUUUAUGUUAGUUUUUAUAUAUACAUUGCCAUGUUGUUGCUAUUUAAAAUAAAUUGAAACAAUGGAAUUAUGCGGAGCUUUUCAGAACAGGUUGUUUUUAUUUUCUUGCGCUUGUUUAUCGGGAAUUCUCUUUGCUUUAGUUUGGAGAAAAUAUGAACAAACAGUACAGAUUUCUGCAAUACGUAAUCAUUAUACAUCAGCUUUAAGAAAAUCCAAUUAUAAUGGUUGGUUAGAAAAGCAUAAUUUCUCUAAAGUUUUUGUUCCUGAAGAAAAUUUACGAUAUGGCGAAAAUAAGUUGUUAGAAUUAGAAAGUGUGUUUCUAUUUAAAAGCACUCCUGUUCUGUGUUUAAUAUUUGUGAAUUCUCAUAAUGGAGCUGAAGCUGUCAAACAGACGUGGGCCAAGCAUUGUAAUAUUGUGACUUUUUUCGGAAGAUUUGUUGACGAAAAAAUUCCCGUAAUGAAAGUGCCUCCUGUUACUUCUUUUGAAGGGUUUUGUUAUGCAUUCACUCAUGUAUAUCAUAAAUACAAUGGGCAAUUUAAUUGGGUUUUGAUAGCAGAUGAUUUUACUUAUGCCAUUAUUGAAAACUUACGCUUCUAUGUUGCACCUCUGAACAGCAGCAUGCCUUAUUAUUUAGGACAUCCUGUGAAAGAUUUUUCAAAUUUAUACAAUGUUGGCUCUGCUGGUAUUGUUCUCAGCAAAGGUAGCUUCUCAUUGCUUCACUCUGUAUAUUCUACUGCUGAUGACUGUAGAUUUAAAAGACCUCCUUCAUGGUAUUUUGACCAGUCCAUAGGGAAGAUCUUGCAUGCCUUUAAUGUCCACCCUGUAGAUACAAGGGAUCCUUAUUUAAGAGGUCGCUUCAAUCCAUUUUCAGUUGAGACAAUGUUAAUACCAGGAUCUAUAUCGGUAUUUAGUUCUUACUGGAGAACAAGUGCCUUCUUAAGUGAGGAGGGAAUGAAUUGCUGCAGUGAUAGAGCCAUUACUUUUCAUGGAUUGCUUCCAUCAAAACAUUAUUUGAUGGAAUUUCUACAGUAUCACUUGCUUGUUUUCAGAAAUAGUUUGCAAGGAAUUGGAAAUAAACCACCCACAGAUAAAAAAAGAUACAUUUCAAACAAAUUAAACUCGAAAGAACUGGAUCAAGUUGGUGAGCCUUUUAUACAGCUUGUUGAUAGAGAUUGGGUUAAAUCAAAUAACAAGAAAAAACAAAAAUCGCACAAAACACUCGUGGAAAAUAUAUGGAAUGAAUUAUUUGGCAGCUGAUAUUCACAAUUUUGACAAAUUCUACUUAAGACUUAUUUUUUGUAUCUGUGGUACUAAUCACUUGCUUAACAAAAUGAGGUUGCAAUAAAUUUUUAAAAAAAAAAAAAACUUGAUAUGUAAUCCAUUUUUAAUAUACAUAUACUUUUGAUAUUUUGCAUCCUGAUUCUAUUCAUAAGUACAUUAUGAUACUUCUUUGUUAAAAUGAUUGUUACCAAAAUUUAGACAAAAUAUGUCAUAAGAAAAUAAAAUAUGCAAUAUUUUUGGAUAUUUUGUGAUGCAGUUGUUGGCACGUUUGCAUAUUGUUUAACUGCCAUGGUAAAAGAAAGUAAUAUUUCAUGUUAACACUUAUAUUGAUGACAAUUGCUUUUUAACUAAAGGGGGAAAAUAAUUACUUUUUUUUAUUUAUAAUGGUCACUUUUUCAAGUUUUUUUAAUCUUUUAUAUAUAACUUACUGGCUUUGAUUUAACGAAUAUGGGAUAGCCACAUCUAACUUAUAAAUGUAAUGCUUUCAAUGUACCAAAUCCUAAAAUAAAAUAAAUGUUUAUUACCAUCAUAAUGCAAUUUCUUAAUGGAUCUGUUAUCUUGAAUGAAAUAUUAGGCCAUAAAUGUUCCCCAUUCAUUUUGAUAUGGCCUGAAGAACUGUAAUUGCAUUAGUUUAUAUUAUUACAAUCUAGAAUCUCAGUAUGAUUAACUAUUCAUAAUUAUUAUAUUGCUUUUAGAUAAGUUAUUACAUUAAUGCUGGUUAUAUUAAAUCAUUAUGCAUUUAUUUCUUUCGACUUCUAUGAAUAUGGAAUCAGACAUUUUUAUUUUUUAUGAAGUUGUUUAGAAAUAUUCAGCUUAAUGUUGAAAAACUAUAUCUUCAAAAUGAUAAUUAAUAAGGUAAUCUACCAUCUGCAAUUUAUAAUACAUUUUUCCCUUCCUUAAUAGAAAAGAGAAACCGAUUUUUCAUAAUACAUAUAUUAUCUGAUUUUUUGCAAUUACUCAGAUGAUUCUGUAAAAAUUCAUUACAUGUUUAUACAGAGGAGGAAAAAAAAGGAGAAAUGUAAUUAUUCAUUAACUGUUUAUUGUAAUUUCUAAAUUUUUA